AUGUCCGGCGGUAGUGAAGCUCCUGCGACUCCGUGGGCGGCCCCCGCGGCCACGUCCAUCUUCCCGCCUCGUUCUCAGCCUCUUCGUUGGCGACUCUGCGUCGUCUGCAGUGCUUUGGGCGUGGUCGUCAUUGGCAUCGGCGCAUCGCUGGCCUUGCAGAGAAUAGUGAGCGGCCCUGGAGCUGGAUCUCGUGGCUUGCUUGAAUCCGGCCGGCGAAGCCGUGGGUCCACGUCGUCACCGUCGAUGCCUGGUCGGCGAGACUCGGCACCGAGUUGCGUAGGCGAAAGCUGUCGUCUUCUUUCAAGGUACAUUUCGGAGUCCCUCCAAGACGGCGACCCCUGCGACAACUUCUAUGAGUACGUCUGCGCAAAUUGGAGCGCCACCUACCAAUUACAAGGCGAGGCCAUGUACUCCGAGGCUGUCAUGAGCACGCGUGAAUUGGAAGACAAGCUGACAGCCAUGCUCGCGGUCGGCAUUGAAGACACGGGAAGCCGCGCCAUGUUCGACCUGUACAAUGCCUGCCUGAACAUGUCGACCUCUGGUUCAGAAAAGCUCGUCUUCCAAGAGAUCCUCGACAGCGUCGGCCUUAGCGGAUUUCCGUACGCCUGGAGCCUCGCCAGUUCAGCCGCUGUGGCCGGCAGGCUCCUGCGAAUCACCGGUGUCGCACCGUUCGUGCACGUAAGCCUGACGGACAGCGGGAUCAUGCUGCACGGUGCACGAACACUCUUCCCGGACUUCGUUUACGUGGCCAACGCGCACCGUGGUUGGUACAUCGACGCGGCUCGCCGUAUUGCUCACAUGCCCAUGCCGGAGCUCUUCGAUUUCGAGCAGGAACUCGUGGCGCUUCUCAGCGCGCCCCUUGAAGAGUUCGUGACGGUGUCCGUCAAAGAGCUCGAGUCGACUGCGGAGUGGAACUGGGCAGAGUUCUUGACGAACGCCAUGUUCGGCAUCCGUACAAUUGCAACCACUACCAAAGUGACCUACGAGCCCAAGCGACUCGGGGUUGGCUUGCUCGGGCUCGUGUCUUCUACGAAACCAGCGCUAGUGCUGAACUAUCUCGGGUUUCGACUAGCGCUCGCGUACGCGCCGAUGCUGCCGGGCAAGCGGUUUCGCAAGCUGAACGACGUAGCAGUUGCGCACACUGUCGGCUGGGAGGACGGCUGGGGCGAGCGUCGCAGCCACGUCUGCACUGUAAUAGCGGCGCGAGCCGAACCGGGACUCGCGGCUUACCUGCUGGCCGUCCAGUCGAAGCACGACGAGAACGAGCCAGUGUUGAAGAGCAUGGCGGAGCACGCCAAGAGGGACGUCCUCGAAUUCCUGGGCGAGAUGUCCUGGGUGACGGAGUCAUUCCUGGCCAAGCUAGAACACCGCCUCAAAACGCUCAAGACGGCCUUCUUCGCGCCGGCCGAAUGGAGGAAGUUCGCGUUCCGCACGUCUCAGUGCCGACCGUUCAACUGCGCUUCGGCUAACCUUAGAGCGGUUGACCUGUUCCGGAAAAUGGUGGUACAGCGGCAGCGCCGUCGCCUGGCGGCCAGUCGGCGGCCGUUCCCAGACUACCCGCUGGACUUGUUCGAAACCGACAGUCGCGUGCUCGGUGACGGCACGCUGUUCGUGCCUCUGGGCGCCGUGCGAGGCGCGUAUCAUCAGGACGCUUUUUGGGAGUACCAUCUCCCGCGCGUGCUCCUCCAGAUGAGCUCCGCUCUGAUGGACGUAUUCAGGGACGUGUCGUUUGAGCUGCGCUCCAACUACACGGACUUGCAUAACCGCUUCGCAGUGGCCGAAUCGUGCUUGCGCGAGGACCGGCUGUCCAUGAGCGAGGCGACGUCGGUGCCCUUCUCGUCCAAUGGUACGGCUCGCGAGGACGUGCGCGAUCUGCUGGCUGUGGCGGCGGCCUUUCGAGCGUACAGCCGGCUUAUCGGUGCCAGUAGAGAAGGCACGCUGCCUGGUCUGCCGUUCAGUAAUGACCAGCUGUUCUUCGUGCACUUUGCGCUGAACCGUUGUGAGAGGUACGACACCGCCUACGAAGACCAGCUGCUGCGCCAUGGGCGCCGGGCGCAUGCCAGGUACCGAGUUAACGGACCUCUACGUCACUCGAUCAGCUUUAACCGGGCGUUUCAGUGUCGGCGUGGCUCGUACAUGAACCCGCGGCGGAAGUGCGUUUUCUGA
Molecule: messenger RNA, 2166 nt
Organism: Rhipicephalus sanguineus (brown dog tick)
Lineage: Eukaryota; Metazoa; Arthropoda; Arachnida; Ixodida; Ixodidae
Product: neprilysin-2
Exons: 2
Coding region: 1-2166 (721 amino acids)
Biological process (GO): protein processing
Cellular component (GO): plasma membrane
Molecular function (GO): metalloendopeptidase activity
Source: RefSeq, a predicted model, not a curated record